Platichthys flesus (European flounder) is the source of this 3563-nucleotide messenger RNA. It is a transcript of the gene pdgfab, whose product is annotated as platelet-derived growth factor alpha polypeptide b. The transcript is spliced from 8 exons. Gene Ontology annotation, molecular function: platelet-derived growth factor receptor binding; growth factor activity. Bases 603 to 1292 code for a protein of 229 amino acids. NCBI's taxonomy places the organism in Eukaryota, Metazoa, Chordata, Actinopteri, Pleuronectiformes, Pleuronectidae. The record is from RefSeq and is a predicted model, not a curated record. Gene Ontology annotation, biological process: positive regulation of MAP kinase activity; positive regulation of cell population proliferation; positive regulation of cell migration. Gene Ontology annotation, cellular component: membrane.
ACUCCAGAGUCCCGCACAGUCGAGGAGCCGUGCGCGCAGCUGCACUGACACACUACUGCAACGCGGGCUCUGCGUGGCACAACAAGGAACAACUUUCUCCCUUGUGAUUUUUUUCGAGAGGAUCUGUUCGUUUGGAUUAUAUUCUCGCAGGACUGUCCCAGAGACACGAACACAGCCGUGCGUCUUGAUCCCCCCACAAGAAGUAGUGCUGGGUGCCUUGUUUGAUCUCCACGUGAACUGGGCUGAGGUUUCGAGCAUUUUUUUUGUCUGUCAAAGGACAAGUGCAAUGCGUGUCAGACUCGUCUCUUGGGAUUGUCCCGCUUGUGCCUGAGGAGCUAUGUGGAGCCGCGGCGCAGAGCUCGUUCCACAGGACGCGCGGCCAAUGUGAAUAACAAGCGUCAACUUCCAGCCUCCUCAGCCUUUUUCACACCCGCGAGCCAAGUGCUGCCCGGAGUCUGCCCGAGCCCGCCGAGCUGCUCUGACACCCCGGCUUCUCUCCCAUGAGGGGAUGGUUGUGGAUCCUCUGGGGCCAGGAGCGACUCUGCGGCUCCUUCAGACCAGCGCGUUUUUCCUGUUUGGGGUUCAUUCUGAAUUAAAGGGAGAUGAGAGCCGCACUUUGCCACCUCCUGCUGUGGACGGCGUACCUGCUGCUGGCCACCGCUGAGAGGGAAGUGCAGUUUCCCCAGGAGCUGAUAGACAGACUGUCCCACAGUGAAAUCCACAGCAUCAGCGACCUCCAGCGGCUACUGGACAUGACUCCUAUAGGUACGGGAAACGAUGUUAUCGAGGAGCCCAAGCAACACAAACACCACAACCACCACAAGAACUUCUCCCGGCACCACGGUCACUACAAUGACCUGAAGAGCUCCCAGCUCCACAGCCGACGCAAGAGGAGUAUUGUAGAGGAAGCGGUCCCAGCGGUGUGUAAGACGCGGACGGUGAUCUACGAGAUCCCCAGGAGCCAGGUGGAUCCCACGUCUGCCAACUUCCUGAUUUGGCCGCCCUGUGUGGAGGUGAAACGCUGCACGGGCUGCUGCAACACCAGCAACAUGCGCUGUCACCCUUCCCGCAAGCACCACCGCACGGUCAAGGUGGCCAAGGUGGAGUAUGUGAGGAGGAAACCCAAGCUGAAAGAGGUCUUUGUGCGGUUAGAAGACCACCUGGAGUGUGUGUGCACGUCACAGCAUCACGUGGUGGAGCACUCAGAAGCAGAAAUAGGCCACCGUAGGUCUAAAGGUAGAAAAAGGAAACCUAAAAAGCUAAGGCCCAGCAAGGAUUUAUUGGCGACAUAAUAAAGUUGCGCUCAUUACCCAAAGUCCACUGGAGAGCUGUGAAGGGAACAGUGGACGUGAGGUGAGACCAAUCAGAACAAGGGACUUCAGUGCGGGAGGAACCUAAAAAGAGGACGUCAACAAACAUGAGACCUGCUUGGUCCUCUUCCCCACUGCCGUGCCACCGUCGAAAAAAGACAAACAUUUCUGUAAAAAUGAGCGACAGAAACAUAGACAACAGACAAAAAUACAUAAGAUGCCAAAGGUGCUUUUUUUAUAUUAAAAAAAAACAGUGAUUAUGGAUGAUGUCUUCCUCUGUGGUGCGCUACCUAUACCCAGAAAACUGAACCCUGCCAAUGAUUAGGAAGAAAUAUGCUGUGGAGCUCGGGCAGAAAGAGGCCGAAGGGAGAUGAUGAAAGGGAUUUGUGUUGACCAUUUUGACCGACGUUGUUUGAAGAAGAUGUGAACAACAGAAAUGGCCAUAAAACAGUUGUUUUGGGCUUUCGUGGGAAUCUGGUGCUCGGACUCUGAAACAGCAGUGGAUGUCCUCCAGCUGGGCGACAUAAAAGUGCCCUGCCCUGUUUAAAUGACUCUUGCAUACACAGGAAGGAAGAAAGAGAGAUAAAGGAAAACAAUGGCGAGCACUGGAGUUAUGGAGGUGUUUUUUUUCUCCAGAAGACUCUCAAAUGGAGCAUUGAACAAUUUGAGUUUUGGGAUGUUUGCUCUGAGUGGAGAGAAAAUCUUCUCUGAGAAUCCUGGUGGUCUGUGACUUUUCCCACCUGUUGUGCGCAUCAAAAUCUGAAAAGGACGCAUCACUAUUCACAAACUAUUUAUAUAUGUGGACGUUUGACUUUUUUUUUUAUUGUCUCAGUGCAAAAGGAAGACAGAAAGAACAAAAAAGACAUUUCCAUGAUUUUGGAGACAUGCAAGAGUCCUGUGUGGUGCAGUUCUUUGUAACCAUCAGUAUCAGAAUCUCAAUGUCAUUUGUUGUUAUCCUUGUCAUCCAUGUUUCUUAUUAUAUUACAGUAUAUCUGAAUGAUGUCAAGUGUUGUAAAUGGAUUGGAUAUAUGUGUGCAAGGAGGAGACGUGAGAGUCAGUACAGGAAGAUGCUUUAUUUUUGUUAUGAAAUAUAUUAUGCUUACUUAUAUCCAAGCAGGAAUUAUGUUUAAUUCUUUUGUUGUGGUUGAAUGUCUGUAUUUAAUCCUUUGGAAAAGAUGCAAAAACGUGGGCAGGGGGUGGAAUAGACAAGGGAAAAAAUGCCAGUGCUUGUUACUGUGUGUGCAUCAGUGUGUCAGAGCUAUGAAAAGGGGGGACUGACCGGCUCAAACAUGGCAACCUUAGUGAGUGGCCAUACUGUAGCUUAUUCUAUGAUAAGCAUGUAACAAGUGUGUGCUCACCAACCACAUUUUUUAGAGAAAAUCCAAUGUGCAAGUAUGUAUGUACUGAAAGAAGGUGUGUGUGUGUAUGUAUGUGUGUUAGUGUUUGUGUUAGUGAGCCCGCACAAUAUUUCUCUGCUACUCAAUUUUACAUUCAUAUCACUUUAAUGUCGAUAAGGAAGAUGCACGCCCGUUCUGCUUCACAAACACCCAUGUCGUGCCUGGAAAGAGCAAAGUCCACCCGAAAGAGUGAAUGAGCGAGCAAAGCAUAUCGACAAGCGCAUGAAUGGGCUCCUUGUUUAGCCAGUCUUCACUCCUCUGUUGACAGGGGAACAAAUCUCUGAUGGCUCCACCCUCUGAAGGGACUCACACCUUGUGCAGCCACAUGCCAUCGGGACAGAUGAUGAUGGGUGCCCAGCGGUGGCCUGGAAACAGCACAGUGCUGGCCUGAACCUUUGACCCCGAUGGGAUAAACAAUUACUGCCUUACCAGUUUCUGAAACAGUGAUGAAUGUGUAACCAAGCCAACCAGGUGCAACCCCCCCCCCCCCCUUUUAAAAAGAAGAAGUGAAUUUCUCUCGUAAUCGAAGGCGAGUCGCGUGAAAGUCGAGAGAGAAAAACUGACUGAAACAUGGAUGUGUCAGCGACUGCUGAGCUGUGAAUUCACCAACCAUCAUCCGUGUGGUGCUCUAUUUAUAAGGCUGAUGUUUCCUCACUGUUCACAUCUACACCAGUGUUUUUGUUCUCAGUUAAACAGGGACCAUGCUUGGAGAGACUUGACUCAAGCAAAAAAUGCCAUCACACUAUCACUUGGCCUUUACUACUUUUCUUUUGGGCUUCCAUUGGAUAAAUACAGCAGUAAUCAUAAUUUAUAUAUAUUUAUGUUUUCAACAAUAAAUAUAUUUCUGCUUAUGAAA